Molecule: messenger RNA, 1025 nt
Organism: Alternaria alternata
Lineage: Eukaryota; Fungi; Ascomycota; Dothideomycetes; Pleosporales; Pleosporaceae
Exons: 2
Coding region: 305-967 (220 amino acids)
Source: RefSeq, a predicted model, not a curated record
CUCACUUUCGAACAAUCUGUCGGGCCAUCGAGUCCCAGGCUGAGCUACGUGCUAACCCAGUUCGUCUGAGGCCCUGGAAAUAGUAAUGCCAAUUGCCGUAUGACACUGCAUAUUGGGAUCUGGCUUUGCUGCCUUUCAGCCGCAACCGAAGAAUUGUUCUCGAAACGCGAUGGUUACGGUAAGAAAAGGCGGUAUUCGAUAGGAUGAACGACCACGAAUACAAUCGUAGCAAGAAGGUAUAAGACGUACAACUCGCCUUACUCAUAUCUCCUUCUCCAUUGAUUCUGCUCGGCCUCAAAGCAUCAUGUCGUCGUUCAUCCUCGUGCUACUCUGCACACUUUACGCGACAUUAGUCGCAGCCAUUCCACAGGCAGUAACUCUUGCUGCAGCACCCGUUCUACCACCAAAGGGCAAAGUCACCUUAACCACCCUCGACGUCGAUCUUGAAGGAAGUGGCUGCAGACCUGGCGAUGCCAGCGUCAUGCUUGCUUCGGACAAUUCCGCCAUGACCGUCAUUUUCGAUAACUUCUCUGCCGCAGACGGACCGAAGAAUGGGGGUGCGAGUACACGCGCGUUCUGCAGGGUGAAUAUCGGCAUGACAUCGCCUGGAUGGGCAUUCGACAUCAGUUCUGCUGAUUUCCGCGGAUACGUGUACAUCGAGAAGGGCGUGAAUGCUAGUUUGGUCAGUCGAUGGAAGUGGAUUGACAAGAAUGGGUUAGAUUUGAAAGGCAAGGGAAACAUCCAGAAGAAAAUAACAGGGCCUUUCGAGGACGACUUCCUCUUACACAAAGACGGCGAAGUGUCGGAUACAGAGGCAUCGGUUUGCCAGAAGAAAGACGCAAGGAUUCAGAUUAGUUUGUCGGCAACUGUGGAUUCUGGAACUUCGAAGAAGAAUGGAUACGUGCAAGGGGGUUCAGCGGAUGCCGCAUUUGGUGAAAUACUGAAUCUUUCGUGGAAGAAGUGCUGAUGUAUGAGUUUAAUUUUAUGGGGUAUCAAUUUAUGGCCAAGAGAGAAAGUUGUCCGCC